GACCCGCCCACGAUUCGAAAUGUCACCACGUCAUCUAAGAAGUCUUGGAUUGGCCAGCCAGUGACUUUGAAGUGUCUUUCUGAUGGUGUUCCUACACCAACACUCUCAUGGUACAAACCUGAAGGAAGUGAAAUAAACAGAGUCACAGCCAGAGAAAACAAAGUACAAGUGCCACUCAGGGGUGAUCAAGAUUUUGGUCAUUACAAGUGCAUUGCUGCCAAUGGACUUAUUCCAUCUGAUGAGAAAUUAAUAAAGAUAACUCAGAUAAGUAAGUCAAUGAGAUCAGUGUAUUUUUAUAUGAAGAAGUUCUAUAUAAGGUCAGCAUUUUCUCAGGUGUAUUAGAAGUAAAAACCAAAUGUUCUUACAAAGUAUUGGACAGAGUAACUCAUUCACUUUGUACAUCUCAUUCGAUGAUUUAACAUUUAAUACGUGCGGAUAUUUUGCAAGACCCAUAGGCGUGUGGAAAAAAUAUAAGCUUGUGUUAAACCAUCGAGUAAGGGAUUUAUUAUUCUUUCAUUUACGAACAAUUUGUCCGCUUAGUUUUCGACAUACAUCCUACGGCCUUAUCUGAGCGUUCCAUUCACAUUUUUCCCCUCUUUAGCAGCAUUAGACCUUCACAUAUUUUUCGCCUUCGUUGCCCCAAUGAGGUAUAACAGAAUAUUACUGGAAUUAUACCGGAUAUAGUUAGCCUGAUCUUUUAGCUGGAAAUGUGCCCGUAUUUGUGAAAAAUAUUUAAAGUAAAUUGUCGACACCUUGCCCUUUCUUUGCAUUAAACACGUAACAAAAGAGCUUUGAACUUCACACACUGCACAAAGAAACACUGCAGUGAAACCACUAUAUAAAAGGUAAACCAAGCCAUGGUGUAAUGACAACGGUGUGUUGAAUUUGCACCACGGCCAUUACGGCACGAUGACGAUGUCAAGGAGGUAGUUUCGUCACAAUCCAGUAUCACGUGGUACAAAUCAUCUAAUCAGAAAAUCGGAAUUCGAACAGUGUAUGAAAGUUGAGUAAUUAGCUGUGAGAAGACGUGGACUUGCAUUCAUCCUUAGUGUUGUGACAAAACUCAAAGUAAUCUCUUCUCCUAUGGCACUAUGUAGAGAAACCAGGAAAGCAUCCAUCAAAUCAGAAUCAGUCAUUCAAGCAACUUCUAUAACAAUACAAUGGACUGCACCAGCUGAUGAUGGAGGAAGUCAGAUUAUAGGAUUCCAAAUGAUCUUACAAAAGGAUGAAACUGUGUUAAAAAAGGUUAAUAUCACCGAUCCUGGGACGAGUAGUUAUUCGUUUCGUGGUUUGGAGAAAGAUACCAACUACACAGUAAAACUGUUUUCCAGAAAUUUUGUAUUCGAGGGAGAUCCUACUGUAUGGAACAUUAAGACCAAGUUUGAAGGUGAGGAAUCAAAAGUGAUGUCGUGAGCAUUUUACACCAAUCAUUUUUUUCGCCAACUUAGAUUUAUUGUGAGUAACCCAGUGUUAACAAUGUUAUCUGCUUGCCGCAUUAUAAGAUUUUCGAUUUUCAGCGUUUGUCCCUCCUUAAUGGCCAGUUAUAUUUAAUUUCUGAUGUUCAUGUUUCAAAAUCUGUAAUAUGAAUCAGCAACAACAACAACCGCUGCAUAGUGACCUUUAGGAUAGUUGGAUACAUUUUUCCUAAACUCGUACCGGCCAUAUUCAGAAGGCCCAAUAACCCUUAGGCAGUGAGACAAUUUCCACACAUCGUUUGACUAAAGAAUUGAAGUUUGAAGAAAUAGGCCUUUCAUGAAAAUCGCUUUUAACAUGCAAAUAUUAUGGGAAAUCUCGUCAAACAUUGUGUGGACGGCCUCAAAGAAUCCUCCGUAUAUUUCCUUUAAAAUGAAAAAUAGCUUAUUUUCAUUUCGCAGGGAUAAGCCCAAACCAAAACAAUUAAGAUUGCCGUCUUCAAGAGAGUUUCUUUCGAAUCACAUACGGCACAUAUCUUACUCAACAAAAAAACUAUUGUGGUAACAGGUGUGAACUUAGUAACUGAAGUUGAACAUGUGAAACAUGGCAAUGAAGUUCGUCGCAUCUGUUUUCGCUUUAGUGCUUCUUCUCAUAGCCUUCUCGGUUGGCAAACCUCCUGAAGAAAAAAAAGCUUGAUGUCUCGGCGGAAAAAACCCGCGCCAGCUUAUGUUUGCAGAAGAAGAAUCGUAGGCCUGGACGCUCAAAUGGCUCGAGAAGCGGAGAAUGCGCACUCAUUUUUCCGCUGCGUCAUUGCAGAGUGCCUGUACUAAGUCAUGCGCGAUGUCAAACUUUUCAAAAGCAGAGAGUAGUUGCACACGAACUGAGAUCCUUUCUGUAACUACGUGACACAAACGAAUGAUGAAUUGCGACGUCUUAUAUGCAUCGGUCCUUCAUUUGAUCGCGUGUAAACAGCAGUUAAAUGCCAGUAGAAGUCGGUGUAUCGUUAAAUUCACCUUCUAAAUGCAGUAUUUGUUUUAGGCAAUAACCGAUCAUCAUGUUAGGCUUCUCAUUAUCACUUUUUGUCCUUUCAAAUUAUUUUGAAUUCAUCUUAAUAUUUAACUUAAUUUUGCUUGCCAUACACUUUCGUCUCAAAUAUCCCAAAAAAUCCUCGACCAAUUUACAGAUUAUUUAAUCACUGAUAAUGGUUGUGACCAGGUUUGUAACAAGAAGUUGUAUAAUUAUUAGAAAUUUCACGCCGUUCGUGUCGUUGACAUCAAUCUAGGAGCCCCGGAUGUGGUGGAAAUAGACGAACUGCCAGGUGAAACAACAGACAAUACAAUUACCUUAAAGUGGAAGGAGCCAGAAAGUAAUGGAAAAGUUAUUAUCAUGUAUACAGUGUACCAAAGAGUAGUAACUGAUGGAAAAGUGGGACAGUGGACAGUAAUAAGGAAAAUCAAAAACGUUUCUGUGAGAGAAUUGAAAAUAACAUUGGAGAGAGGAGAGGUGUAUCAGUUUGCCAUUACUGCAACUAAUGAGCUUGGUGAAAGCCUAAAACAAGAGGAUGAAAACUUCCAGCAAGUCAAGGCAGAAGAAAGUAUGUUCAAAUGAAUCUUAUUUUCCCCUUUCAACGGUUUAUCCUUUUCUUUACUUAGUUUUCAAACACUCUCCAUGUCAUCAACAUCGAGGUUUUUACGGGUGAGUUCUUCGCUUGCAAGAACCUGAAUCAACGGGAAAAAUUUUACUUACGUCGCAGUUGAUAUUUGUAUGCCAACUGCAAAUAUAUGGCAUAUCUAUUAACUGAGAUUUUAAUCAUUGACUGGCACACACAAAUAUUUUAAGUGGUUUACUGACACAUGCUGAUCUGAAUCUGGUAAGAGAAGUCCGCAACACUUUCGUUUUAUCUUCUUACAUUUAAAUUCACUGCGUUUUUCUUUCCUUUGCCGCCAUCACUUAGUUGAUGCAUCUCUCCCACAAAAAAAUUUCACUCUCUCACACUGAAUUCAGAGAACUCUUUUGUCAUUUUCACCACCACGGCACUUCAUUCUUUUACCGAUGAAAAUUACUUCGCACUUGGCCUCCUCUGCGCACCGUAAUUUCGACACCAGAUUACUGAACCGCGAGAACUCAGAAGUGGCCUAUUGUCGGCGUUUUCGCUUUAGCUUGAUGAAUAAUGUAUGAUCACGCUUUCUCACGCUGCGAACAGAGAGGUUGUCAAUCUUUUCACAGGUUUUAUUCGGUGAAGCUACAGAGCGUGACCCAAACUUCAUGUCUAAAGGUCAUGAAUGGGUCUUCAUUUUCCUGGGUCUUCGGUCUUAGUUUUCGGGGAUCUUCGUUUUCGCUGCAAGCGUAGUUCGCUUUCUCUUUGUUGUUGACCUCUUUUCAGUCUGUUUUCUGUAGCUCUUUGUAUUGCCUUCUCACGUUGGUCUUUGUUAGAUAUUCACCAUUCUACUUUAGCCUUUUCUUGUUCUCUAUCGUCUUCUCCUCGUUGUGUUCUGCCUAUUCUUCACCCUAUCAAACCCCAUUUCGCGUUUUUCUCGACUCGCUCCACACCUUUUAAGUUCUCUCUCUCUCUGGUCGCUCUCUCUCUCCAUUUCCAGUCUAUUUUCACUCGAGACCCUUUCUCCACGAACUUGAAUCAUGAUAAUUUCUUCCGUUUGGAAAAGCUUUAGCUCUGAGUAUCGUUGCUUUGCAAGUUUAUUAGAAAUUGCAAAAUACCAAGAAUUACUUUUCAACUACAACCUCACCAGUAUGAUUUCCCGCUCAAAACACGGGUUGCAAAUUCUUUCCUCGCGCUGCUUCACAUCCUCUAACCAACCUGAAACCUUUCUAGGUUUCUAAAAACAUCUCUUAAGUCGAAUCUUAGGUCUCUUUUCGUUGUCAAGUUUGAGAUGAGAUAUGCUUGUUCUAGCUUGUCUUCGUUUAAAUCAAACUUUAGCAGCGCAAGAAACAGAUACAAGACAAAUUUCGUAUUUCAGUGGAUAGAGUUGCCAUGAUCAUUGAAAUUUGGUUGAAUAAUCAAAAGAGAAGAAUUGAAAAAAUAACAGGUUGAAAGUGACUAUUCUUUUUAAUUUAGUACAAUUACGGAGGAGUUUGACACAAUAGAGAAAACUGUUGAGUGAACAGUCAUACCUGGCGACAUUAAGAGAAGAUAUAAUAGAAGCCCGUACGUUUCUGGCGUAUUGUUUCACUGAUUCACUGUUCUCACGUAUACCCAUCUAUUAAUUGACCGGUAAUCUCUUAACUGGAAGUCGCUUACGGUCGUUUCUUUCAACUCUGACUCAUUUUCCCAAACCAAAGUUCACAAUAACGCUCAAUGAAAUAUCAUUUUAACCGACGCUGACAUCAUACGCGACAUCUGAAAAAGAAAACAUUAUUUAUCCUGAACCUGUGCGCACUAUGAUUGCCUUUCAUCAUGGUCGCAAAAGAAAAACUGAGGCCCCGUUUAAACGGUCGGGAUAGUUGACGAUAUUUUCAACUAUCAAGCGCGUUUGAACCCAAACUAUCAUGCUCUAUCAUCACAUUUCAUCAAAUGUCAUGUAGUUUGGACAUAUCCAAAUUCGACAUGAUACUUGAUGAUAGUUUUUUUUGUUUGAACGAGGGGAGGAUAGUGAAUGAUAAUUGUUAGGUCAGCAGUUUUGCCAAAACGGGCUCAAACCAAAAUGGCAUAUAACAUAAUGACUAAAAUAGGCAUUGGAAUUUCCCAGAAUGUCUCGUAAUUAAUUCUCAUCAUUUCCUGGUAGGCUUCAGUAUCUUCAGCUUCUAACUUCUUGACUAAAAUUUCAAUGCCACUGAAAUUUCUGACCUCAGCUCGCAUCAUACUUGUGUACAAUUACGCGAUCUCAUUGGGUGGUAUUUUGUCAAUUAUCAUUGACUAUUAUGAACCGUUUGAACACAAACUUGAUAGUCAAUGAUGUGAAUGAAAGUUGAAACUAUCAUUCAGUUGUCUAUCAUUAACGUUCAUAAUCGUUUGAACGGGGCUUAAGUCAUUUGCAUCCUGUUGCAGUCGAGUGAACAUCUCUUGAUGGAAGAGAGAAUAGCGAGAAAUGUAUGUAAUGGGAAUUCACUGUCUGUUGCCGCUCCUUCGUUCAGUAAAAAGGAAAGUUAAAAAGUGUUGAAGAACCUUUGGGCUCCCGUCAUUCUUCUGCGACCAAAUCGUUAUUAGGAGGCAACUAAAGAGAUUCAGAAAGAAUCGAAACAGCAGUUAAUCUUAAGAAUCUUCAGGAACGGCAGCAAUUACACUCCCAGCUGAUGGCUGUGUGAAUAAUAUCGAAUUCAAAAAUUAUAUUCCUAGACGGGACUUAUUUAUAAUGACAGGGAAUCGACCCUUGACAUGCAAAUAUAUUACAAAGAGAUAGACUCAUCCACCAGGCGUAAAUAGGGAGCUGGAAUCUGAGGUCGCUACGUUGAUCACUGUAUCAGCGCUACUUUUUCCACCAGAGAGGUACUUUCAUCCAGCUCUAAAAUAGAUCUGGGAAAUUUCUGACAGCCCUUUGGCUUCUCUAGAAGUCAAAGUUAGCAGAUAACAGUCUAUGCAUUAGUGGAUGUGCUACAGACCCACGGAGUCUCAUAGUUUUGUCAUCCUCAAAUCCAUUACAUGUCAAGAAUACCAUUCCUUAUUCUCAGUGUCUUAGGCUUCAUCGCCUAGACAUUGACAGUUCUGAUUUUCCAAGAAAUCAGAGGCAAUAUGCCAGUUCUUCAAAAAACCGUGGCCAUCCUACUUUUGUCAUUCAAGGUAAUCUUUAACAACGGAUCGAAAGUCGGCAUUCUACAAACGGCGCAGAAGGAAGAGAAUGAUCGUAUUCCAUUUUAGCGGCACAAUCACGCAAUAAGACCUGUCCUUCUAACAAAUUUAAAUUACUUCAAAAUGAUCCAAAAACUGGUAUAUUAUUUUUGCGUAAAACGGACAACUGUUUGGUCAGUAUAAUGUUAAGACUGGCUCUACCAAUGUCAUCUAUUUCAUAACUUGCGCUUAUUUCAAAAAGUUAUACUUCGGCGAAAAGGAAGACGACUAGGGGAACGAUUCUGAAGACACCAUCGUGACGCAAAAUACAAGAAAAACAAUAUCUCUCAAAUUGGCCUCCCAUUCGUACAUUUGAUGCCAGUGUUCUUUGCAAGUAAAGGCUGUUUUUUAUACAUAAGUUCAAAUGAUAAUUCUUGUGCAAACAAACAAACAAACAAACGUUCAUUUUCAGUCGUAUUUUGUUUUUCCCCAGUUCAAACAGUAAGCACAGAAGUUUACCUGACAGCGACAAUACAGGAGGACUGUAGCAGACGUUCAGAAGUUGCUGCGAAAUUUCCAGAAAUGGUUAGAUAAUCUACUUGAUCCAUAUACUGGAGUUUAAGGAAUACUGCCAUGAGAUUUAUCAUAAAAAUUGAAUCUUAAUCAAUCUGUUCUUGAAUUAAAUCUUAAUAUUUCUGUUAAAAAAAUAAGAUAUUCUGAACGAUCUUCAAUAUGUGACAGGCAUUUGAAUGUACGUUUUUUUCUUGAUAUGUCGUUUUAGGCUUGUCAAAUUGCCUUGAGGUUUGGCUGCUCAUCCGCCAACACUGUGAACACCAGGUAAGGUACAGGUUGUUGUUUUACACUGAAACAACAAACGCAAACGCAAACGCAAAUUUGCGUUCUGGGAGGGGGGAGGAGCUUUAUCUUAAUGUGUUGUAUUUUAGCGGUAAAACUGGUUUUUCUGCUCCAGCAAAUCCUAUAUAAUGCGAGAUAAUUUACAUUUGAAGUACAUUUCCUUUAAUGAACAGCAAUAUAUCGGCACAGAAUGACAUGAAUUAAUUUUAUUUACCUUGGUUUAUUACAUUGGUUAAAUCUCAAUGUAUUUUAACACUUAAAAGUCACCAAAGUACAAAUAUGUGUGAUGAUACUCUUUUUGCUCCCCCCCCCCCUCCUUAUCUAGGUGUGGCAGUGUUGUUCUUGACUUCAUGAUGAGGUUCAAUCAAAGUGUAGUCGUCAGCAAUGUUUUGAUUGUCCUGUCGGAUGCUGCGAGGCAAGACAAAUUCGAAGGUUUUAAAGUCAAACCAGACUCGAUUAAACAAGUUUUAAUACCCACAGAUGGCUCGGAAAGCACAACAAAAGGUAAAUUUUAGAAAGAAAUUGUUAAAUGUUUACACGUAUUGUUCCGAAGAUGGACUGUUUAUAAUUGUAUUCCGUAUCUGUUUAAUUAAACAACUUAUUCUGCGACUGAUGCAUUUCUAGGUUUUGUUUUUGUCGUUGUUUUAUUUCAUUAAAAAAAAUCUUAAAGUGAACGUUUUCCGGUCACGAACCUAUGCUAUGUGGUGAGAGCAGUGUAUCGAUCAGGAUCAGUGUAAAUGUUGUUUGAAUGUUAUUUCAUCAAGCUUUGUAAAAUGAAUCUUUUUUAGGUCCUGAGGAAUGUAACUGCCUAUCUAACAACGUCUUGUUGGCCAUAAUUGGGGUUCUUGCCCUCACAGUCCUUCUUCUAAUAAUUUACAUAAUCUGGCUACAUAAGAAAGGUAGGUAAAAAAUCAUAAUCUGUAGAAGGUUUGGCUGUAAGAUUCAUUAUUAAGCAAAAGCAAAUUUUGACCCACAUCCACAUCACUGGUCUUUUAGUCCUUUCGUUCUUUUUCAGGCGCUGUAGGGAAACAGAGGUAAGAAUUUGCUGCCAGCUGGAUUGUGUCGAUGUAAUGUACCAGAUAUGGUUUCAUCUUAAUAAAAAAUUCCAAUCAAAACUGAUGAAAUUCUUAGCGUUUCAUAAUUAUUUCUAUGCUUUCUCAAUUUUAGAAAUUAUGAAGAUGAAAGAGGUGUUUGCGACGUAAGUAUCAGCUAAGACAUUGAGGUCAUGUUAGUGUGGUCAGAAAUUAUGUAAUCUCACUUUACCUCUACUUUCUAUAAGAAAAUAAACGCUUGCAGCAAAUAAGAAGGAAAAAAUGUAUGUAGUUCUAAAAAAAAAAAAGCACCGGCAGAUACAAUGAAAUAGAGGAGGAAGUUUGACUCGAUAAGGUCUUUGUCCUGGAAUCAUGUUUUAAGCCGCUCCAUGGAUUUUCCUUAGGUUGUUCUCGGCUCAACUGCGUGGCGUCACUUCAUAGAUCGUUAACUGGUCUGCUCCCGGUUGAUAUUUGCUUUUUAAACAAUUGAUUGACAAUUGCCGUCAUAUUUUCUUGAUGCCUCAUUUUCUAAACGUGGGUUUAAGAGCUGAGUACAGCAGGAGUUUUUUCGUGGGUUUAUUUGUCAAAAUUGCACUACCAAUCGACAAUCUUCAAGUUGCAGUUUGUAGCUUCGGCGAAUAUGCUAUGAGUCUCGAUCACUCCACUGGACAUAAUAGUUUCAAAAGCAGAGAACAAAAUGUUAGUAGUAAAAAAAAUGUUACAAUAAUAAUAGGGACAAGAGAUUAUAAACUUUUUUUCAUCUCUUGUUUUGAAAGAAUAUAAACGUUUGUCAAAUAAAAAUGAGUAAGCUGAUUUUUAUAACCAAUGGUAUGUUGGUUCAAUAGAAUGAAACAGGAUUAGUAGAUAUCACACCAAGUCAGCCAGAUUCAAGAAAACUCACUCAAUCUCCUGCGGAAUACAUGGAUCUCAUAGAAGUCAACAAAGAUGAUAGAGAAGCACAAAGUACCGCUACAGGUGCUGAUUACGUGCCUCUCCUUCCGUUAACACGCUGCUGGGAAGUUCCAAGACAUCACGUGACCAUAGAAAAAAUCAUUGGUAAAGGUGCUUUUGGUCAGGUUGCCAAGGGAACAGCAGUAGGACUUCCAGGGAGUCCUGAGACGACCACAGUGGCUAUUAAGAUGCUUAAAAGUGAGCUCUUGUACUGUAUAUUGAAUGAAAGUCUUGGCCUACAGACGUUCAGGAAAUGUUACCGGGUUUACGUAAUUUUUUAGCUAUUUGCCUUUUCAUAACUUAUGUUGUUAUUUCGACAUUAUUCCCGUUAACCAAAUUUUACUCUUUGUUUUUAACGCUCCAGCAAACGCUUCUGAAUCGGACAAGAGAGAUUUGAUGAAAGAACUUGACACAAUGAAGCAGCUAAAACCACAUCCUUACGUCAUUAAACUUCUAGGAUGUGUUACGGAGUCUGGUAUGCUUUGGUUAUGCGCGUCUAAUUUUGCUGUACACAUUUUGCUUAUGAUUAAUUGAGCACAACAAACAACCAUCGUAUGAGGUAAUUUUAUCUUGUUUUAGCCAACACAGACGUUCCUGGAUUUAGUGAUAGACUAAGACCGAAUAUUUGCCACUGAACAGAUCAUUUUGUUGUAUAAGCAGAAACGCUUUUUGUAAGGGAAUAAUUGGUCUGUACCUUCUUCACAUAGUUUUUCUUGUUUUCAUGCGAUUUCUUCAAAAGUGUUGACAAUGACAGGGCUAUUCAUUUGUUUUAAUUAUUGUUUUUUUUUAAGAGAGAGUAAUAUAUUAAUUAAAUUGUUUAAUUUCUUCAGAAGAGCUGUUGGUUUUGAUUGAAUAUGUGCCUUUUGGGGAUCUGCUGGGUUACCUGAGAAAGAGCCGUGGAUUAAAAGACACUUAUUACAAAGACCCGGAUAUCAAACCGCAAACAAAUCUGACGUCACAGCAGCUGAUGAGGUUUUCUUGGCAAAUUGCUGAUGGAAUGAGUUACUUGUCCGCAAAAUCUGUAAGUUAGUUAAAAACACAAAAGACAAACAAUUCUAAAACCUUCUCGUAAGGUCUAUCGUCAUGUUAAGCUCUGUCUGGCAUGGAAUAUUAUGUCUUCACAAGAUCACGCCUGGGAGAAGCAAACGUAUCCUUACCGUCUUGUUGAGGCUAUUUCUUUAGGGUCGAGAACCUUCCCAAUUUUGAGGUCGUCAUAUAAGUUUUAUUUCAAUGUGAAAUAAAAUAUUAGGAUUUUUCUCGUGUAGGCAAAGGGAGAGACGUGAAUGAAUAGGAUCUUUUAAGAUAUUCAGCCUAAACUAAGUGUACAACAAAUAUAUAUUUUAGUGACAAGGAAGAAAAGUAAUUAAAACUUCAAAUUAAAAAAUUCAUCUUUUGUUGCCAAACUGCUACAUUACAGAAUCCUAUUUCGAUUAAAAUCUUAAGAUAAGCGUUCUUUAAAAUAACUACGUAUUGCAGACAUAAAGUAGUUUGCUUCUCUUUGGAAUAUGGAGUAGAUAUUGUAGUAGUUUUAAUUUUCUGCCAUCUGGGAGAAAUAGAAAUACGCACACCAUAUGUUGCUAGAUAUUUCUAUUUUCCUAUCCGAACCAUUUCAUUUCAGUUCUUUUUCUUCUGCAAUCGCUAAUUUUUGCUGUUGCAUCAAUUCUUUCCAAGAUCAUUCACCGAGACCUUGCGGCCCGUAAUGUGUUAGUUGGACAAAAGGAAACGUGUAAAGUGACAGACUUCGGAAUGGCCAGAGAUGUGCAGCAGGAAAAUAUUUAUGAACAAAAGACUAAGGUAAUCAAGAAAAAGGAGAGGUGAGGGCGGUAUUACAUAUUGUUCAGUUUAGUGAUCUUUCACAAUCAUUGUUGUUUUAAUGCUGCUAUAUUCCUGAUUUCGAUCAUGAAUUCCUUGGGACCCUAAUGAAAAUAUUAUCCAUGCGUAUACGAGUACAACUUUAAAUAUCACUGUUUUUGACUUGUCGCUACCUAUAAUUCUCGAGCUGUUUCACAAAGUGGUAUUUAAAAUCUUUAGGGCCGUCUUCCCGUGAAGUGGACAGCUUAUGAGGCCUUAUUGUAUGGUAAAUAUACCACCAAAAGUGACGUGUAAGUAUACCUGAUUAUCAACCGUAGCAAUUUAUCAACAAGUUUUAUCAUUUUUAGUCAGGACUUGAAUUCUAUGCUUUGUCAAAGAAUACAUUUAUUUUAUUCGUCGUAUAUACUGUUUAUGUCUAUAGUCACUUAAUUUAUAUUCGUUUGAUUUGUCUUUCUGCAGAUGGAGUUAUGGAGUUUUGUUGUACGAGAUUUUCACCAUAGGUAACAUCGAAAGGAAGUUUAUGAGGCUCUUAAUUAAACAAUGUAUCGUAUUCAGUUAGACAAACGUAAUAUGCUUCCCCAUGCAACCUCAAACUCCAUCAACUGACACAGGUGAUGUUUUAGUGAAGGUCUUUUUUUUCGUCACGUUUUUAUAUUUCGAUGGUCUUGUGGUUCUUCUAGGCGGUUCACCUUACCCACGAAUGGAUGGAAGAAAAAAAAUUGCAAACUUACUCCAGGAUGGAUACAGGAUGCCUAAACCACAACACGUCGAUGAAAAAUUGUAAGUUUUCUUUGUUACCUCGUUCUCUCUCAUUGUACAAGGAUAUGCUCUUUAAAUCUCAAAAAGAUCACUUGAACAAUGCCAGGUAUCAAAUCAUGAUGAAAUGCUGGAAGAAUGACCCAGAUGCAAGACCAACUUUCACUGAAUUGAAAAAUCAGCUUAAGGACAUGGAAACCCUACACAAGGUCAGAAUUUUUAUCAAUAUGAAGUUUUUUCACGUAGGACCGACUGGCUUAGGCUCAGCUAAUUAGGGUUAAACUUAACAGCAUUGAGCCUAAAUAGCGUAGUAAUAUGUACUCAUCUUUGUAAUUUUUACGAAGUUUGCAUUGCAUCUUUUUGUUAUGACACUGAAGCUAGUACUCCACGAAAAACAUCAAAGAAGUGAACAAGAAUGUCUCAAUGACAAUUAAUACUUUAUGGUUAUUUAAAAGAUCAUAGGAUGAUUGCAAAACUGCAUUGAGGCGCACAAAGAGUAGCAGAUGACGACGCCAUAAAAUACUUCCUCCUUGAAUUUGUUUUGGUGUGAAAACCUGACCGCUUGUGAGGAUAACCACUUAAAACUUUUUUAAUGAUGCUGAUUAUUAUAUUAUUUUCCUCUGCAGAAGCUAAUCGACAUGAAAAUGUACGACAAGCAAUUAUAUGCAAACGUCGAGGAUUUAAUGGUGUAG
Pocillopora meandrina is the source of this 12230-nucleotide messenger RNA. NCBI's taxonomy places the organism in Eukaryota, Metazoa, Cnidaria, Anthozoa, Scleractinia, Pocilloporidae. The record is from the annotation of a GenBank genome assembly.